This is a messenger RNA of Pochonia chlamydosporia 170, 1137 nucleotides long. Its product is annotated as heterokaryon incompatibility. The transcript has a single exon. Gene Ontology annotation, cellular component: extracellular region. The coding region runs from base 1 to 1137 and encodes 378 amino acids. The record is from RefSeq and is a predicted model, not a curated record. Lineage: Eukaryota; Fungi; Ascomycota; Sordariomycetes; Hypocreales; Clavicipitaceae.
AUGAAGUUUCUCCUCUUCGCCACCGGGGCUUUGGCUCUUGUCAAACGCCAGGGUGAUGUUCUGGCGGCCGAUGUUGCUGCCAUCGUCACCAGCGUCACAGCUCUUCAGGAUCAGGUCAACAAGUUUCAGGGUGCUGCCCAGGCUGAUGCCUUGAUCGCUGCGUCGGAAACUGUCGUCACCAACAUCAAGAAGGGUGUUGUUGAUGCUAAUGCCUCGCCUCCUCUGUCUCAGGAUGAAGCUUUCCAGCUUGUCCCACCUCUGAGCGCCUUGAUUGACGUCGUCAACCAGACUGUCUCUGCUCUCAUCGCCAAGAAGCAAAUCUUCUCUGACUCUGGUCGUGGUUGCGAAGUCUACCCUCAGCUCGUGGAGCAGGGUACUGACUCCAAGGCCUUCUCUGAUGCUCUGGUCGCCAAGGUUCCUGACGCGCUGAAGGAUAUUGCCGCUCAGAUCUCUGCUCCUAUCUUGCAGAGUCUGGCUGAUGGUGCCGCUGCCUUCAAGGACGUCAAGUGUGCUGCUACCUCGACUACUACCUCUCAGUCUUCUACCUCGACCACUUCAGCUACUUCGUCUACCUCUGAGCCUCCUGUCACCACCACUACUACUUCUGCUACUGGAACUGCUACCGGCACCUCUUCUGGUUCUCAGACUGGUACCUCUUCCGGAACUGCUACCGGUACCAAGACCUCUGGCACUGCCACCGGCACCAGCGAGCCUUGCACUGAGACCGGUUCCAAGACCAAGACUCACUCCGGUUCUGCUACCGCUACCGGAUCUGAGCCUUGUGACAAGACCACCACUGUCGAAGUCCCCGUGACCGAGACUGUUCCUUGCACCACGGGAGGAUCUGGUUCCCAGCCCACUGGCGGCUCCGGAUCUCAGCCUACUGGCGGUUCGGGUUCCCAGCCUACCGGCGGUGCUGGAUGCCCUGGAUGCCCCCCUGGUGAGACUUCUGGAUCUGGAUCUGGACCUGAGCCCACUACUCUUGUCCCAGUCCCAACCGGUGGCAAUGGAGGCAACGGAGGCAAUGGCGGUAACCCUACUCCCAGCUCUCCCGUUGUUGCUGGCGCUUCUCGGGGAGAAAUCCCCGUCGCUUUAGCCAUUGCUGCUAUCGCCGGUAUUGUGGGUGUUGCUCUGUAA